This is a messenger RNA of Dunckerocampus dactyliophorus (ringed pipefish), 6114 nucleotides long. It is a transcript of the gene arhgap35a, whose product is annotated as Rho GTPase activating protein 35a. Gene Ontology annotation, molecular function: GTPase activity; GTP binding. Bases 945 to 5624 code for a protein of 1559 amino acids. The transcript is spliced from 7 exons. Lineage: Eukaryota; Metazoa; Chordata; Actinopteri; Syngnathiformes; Syngnathidae. The record is from RefSeq and is a predicted model, not a curated record. Gene Ontology annotation, biological process: signal transduction.
CUAAGUAAUGUGUCGAAUUAUAAACAUUUGUGAAUAACAAGGAACUGGGAAUCAACCCGAGUUCUCCCCAGUGCUUGUGAUCAACCCCCUUACUUGUAAUCAAAUUCUUGCUAUUAUUGUAAUAAUAACAAUGCUAGUGUGCUCUUUGGAAGCUAAUACACAGCAAGUUAACACACCCGCGACUGUUCCAAACAUUAAAAGCAACUGUUUGCAGCGGAACACCUGGAAUGCAUUGGUCAGGCCUGCAGAAAGUGCACACAAUAUGUUGGCUUGAAACAACAAUCAUGACUGGCGGGUAAAAUAUUGGAUCCAGUCACCACAAUGCGCAACAAAUGCAUUUAAGUGCGGUGCUGUCUAGUUUUCAGUUGUCAAGUUGGCAUGUUUUAGUGCUUUCAGGGACAGAAAUCCUUAAUAAUCAUCCCCAGUGGCUGCAUAUUUCUGUUAGUCAGUCUGUUCAGCAUAUUUGAGGCAUUUCUAUCCCAUUUCCUGCACCAUGCCAUGUUUUAUGAUGAUCCACUUAUGAGAAUGAGCUCAUGUUAAGAAUGAGCACGAAUCUAUUUUGUGCCACCCAUGUGUCACGGCUUCAUUUCAGUGCAAAGUGGUCAUUGCAGCCCCCUCCCCGGCCAGCCACUCCCUUUCUAGCCGGUGCUUCCCUUUCCUUCCCUUCUGUCUGGAUAUUCGGCCACUUCAUUCCGGGAGACAUCUCUCCUUUACUGCCACGCGCAUUUUAUGAUUGAUGCUGACGGAUUGAAAGUGUGAGACUGGUGGCAAAGGAUGUGGUGUGUGUGCGUGCGUGCGCACUCACUGCUGUGUCAUUGGUGUAUCAAAAACUCAGGGUCAGACCCAGCAGUGAGGACCUCUUGCAUGGGAACCCAGCACCCUUGGCAGCCUCCUUCUCUGUCUAGAGCUUGAGGCAAGCAUGGCAGGAUGAGCGUCCGCCAGCGAUGAUGAUGGCCAAAAAGCAAGAUGUCCGGACCCCCACCUAUAAUCUGGUCGUAGUUGGGCUGUCCGGUACAGAGAAAGAAAAGGGCCAAUGCGGAGUGGGAAAGUCCUGCCUGUGCAACCGCUUUGUUCGGCCAAGCGCUGAUGACUUCUACCUGGACCACACCUCUGUUCUCAGCACUAGUGACUUUGGAGGCCGCGUAGUGAACAAUGACCACUUCCUCUUCUGGGGAGAGGCUGGGAGGACCGUGGAGGAAGGGCCAGAGUGCCGUAUGAAUGUGGUGGAACAGACAGAAUUCAUUGAUGACCAGACAUUCCAGCCACACCGAAGCACGGCGCUGCAGCCAUACAUCAAGAGGGCUGCCUCCACCAAGUUGGCCUCGGCUGAGAAGUUGAUGUACUUUUGCACAGACCAGUUGGGGCUCGAGCAAGACUUUGAGCAGAAACAGAUGCCCGAGGGCAAGCUUAUGGUGGACGGCUUCUUACUCUGUGUGGAUGUGAGCAGGGGCAUGAACCGCAGCUUUGAGGAUCAGAUUAAGUUUGUGACAAAUCUGUACAACCAACUUGCCAAAACAAAGAAACCCGUGGUACUGGUUCUCACCAAAUGCGAUGAAGGAGUUGAGCGCUACAUUAAAGACUCGCACACCUUUGCUCUAGCCAAGAAAAACCUGCAGGUGGUAGAAACAUCGGCACGCUCGAACGUCAAUGUGGACUUAGCCUUUCUGACACUUGUUCAACUGAUUGACAAAAGUCGAGGGAAGCCCAAGAUAAUCACUUACUUUGAGGCACUGAAACAGCAAAGUCAACAGAUUGCCUCAGCAAAGGACCGCUAUGAGUGGCUUGUCAACCGAAUUGUGAAGAACCACAAUGAGACGUGGCCCUCUGUCAGUCGCCGCAUGCAGUCAGCCCCAGAGUACAAGGACUAUGUCUUCCUUGAAGGGACAGCUAAAGCCAAGAAGCUCUUUCAACAGCAUGUGCAUAGACUAAAGCAAGAGCAUAUAGAGAAACGGAGGAAGGCCUAUCUAAGUGCUUUACCACAGGCCCUCUCCGUACUGUUACCACAGUUGGAUGAAAUCGACCACUUGAGCUGGUCUGGAGUUCAGAAAGUGCUGGAGACGAAGAGAGAUUUCGCCCAGUGGUUUGUCGUUUUAGAUGACACCCCAUGGGAGACCACGCCACACAUUGACAACAUGGAGGACGACCGCAUCCCCCAGGACCUCCUUGAAACUCGCACAGCUCAGGCUAUUUACGAGACUCAUCUGGAGCAGCUAAGAAACGACCGCAAACGUGCAGAAAUGAGAUGGGAAUUCAAGGAGAAGCUGAGUGUCUCGCCGUUCAUUACUCCAGGGAAACCCUGGGAGGAGGCUCGGAGCUUCAUCAUGAAUGAAGACUUCUACCAGUGGCUUGACGAAGCGGAGUAUCUGGAUAUCUACAAUAAACACCAGAAAGAGAUUAUUGACCGAGCCAAAGAGGACUUCCAGGAGCUGCUUCUUGAAUACUCUGAGCUUUUUUAUGAGCUAGAGGUGGAUGCAAAGCCAAGUAAAGAAAAAAUGGGAGCAAUUCAGGAGGUUCUGGGUGAGGAACAAAGGUUUAAAGCCUUACAGAAGCUGCAGGCAGAGAGGGAUGCUUUGGUAUUGAAACAUAUCCACUUUGUCUACCACCCGACAAAGGAUACCUGUCCCAACAGCCCUCACUGCGUGGACUCUAAAAUUGAGCAGAUACUGGCAUCCAGAUUCCCCACUCGCUAUGCAUCACCAGAUAGUUCAAGACUGGAUGGGGGUAGGGCAGAAAGGAUAAAUCUGGUCAUACUAGGUAAAGACGGGCUUGCCAGAGAGAUGGCAAAUGAGAUAAGGGCAUUGUGUACCAGUGACGAUAGGUACUUGUUAGAUGGAAAAAUAUAUGAGCUAGCCCUUCGUCCCAUUGAGGGCAAUGUACGUCUGCCAGUCAAUUCCUUCCACACGCCAACCUUUGCACCUCAUGGUUGCCUGUGUUUGUACAACUCAAAGGAAUCGCUCUCAUAUGUGGUUGAGAGUUUAGAAAAGCUUAGAGAGUCAACCGUAAGUAGAAGGGACAGAGAAAAUCUUCUUGCCCAACUCCCACUUUCCCUCCUUCUUGUGACUAAGCGUGGGGUUGGUUCUAUAGGGGAUAUUGGAGGAGAAACCGCUCAGACUCUUAUCCAUCAGGGACUGCUGGUGGCUGCAAAGCUGCAGUGUUGUUACCUGGACCCAGCCUCACCAGGCAUGGGUUAUGGACGCAAUUUCAAUGAGAGGCAUCUCAACCAGAUGUUGAAGGGCCUCUUAGAGUCUCGGAGAAGCGUAAGGAGCAGCUCACCACCUUUACCCUCUUCAUUGUCCACCCUCAGAGACUCUCAGUCCCAACCAGUUCUAGAAUCAGACUUGAAGGUUGUCAUGUGUCUAAUGUGUGGAGAUACAUAUGAUCUGGAUCAACUCCUUGCUCCUUUCUUGCUACCCCAGCAUUGUCGCCCUGCUGCCAGCCUCAACAGUGGCACUUCUGUCCUGCUGGAUUUGAGUAUAGGUGGCCAGAGACAGACUAUCGAGUUGUCUUUGCUGUCCUUCCAUUCCUCAUUUUCCCUGCGCAAGACGAGGCUCGUCCACGGCUACAUUGCAGUGUACUCUGCACGCAGGAAAGCCUCCUUGGAGACUUUGUGCGCUUUUCUGUGUGAGGUUCAAGACAUCAUUCCAGUCCAGUUGCUUGCAGUCGGGGAAAGCCAGAUGGAGCUUUCAGACUCAGAGUCAGCCAAGGAACAGGUCAGUCAGGGAGAAGAACUCGCUCAUGAAAUUGAGGCAAGGUUUAACACCGCAAUAUGCGGGCAUGGAGGUGUCGUAGGCGGACUUCAUAAGAUUGACCUUUUCCAAGCGUUUCUGAAGGAGAUAGUGGAGAAGCGCACAAUUAUUGAGGCAACACACAUGUAUGAUAACGUGGCUGAAGCAUGUACCAAUGAGAGCACCAGUCCCCGUUGCGGCUCGCCCAGUCCAGUGAACAAUCUUAUGGACUCUGAGGAUGACAUCGACCCAUCGCCACCCUCCUACCCUACCUUGAGGGAGGACGGAAGUCUUAGCUCCCAUCUUGGAAGCUUGAAGCUAACGGAUUUGGAUUCAAGUGAUACGUUUUCUGUCAUUUCUGAGCUCAGCACUUUUGAGAGCAAGCUGAACAACAAGGUGCCUCCACAAGUGAAACCCAAACCUGUCCGGAAGGUCAAUCUAGGCCCUUACAUGGAACAGCAAGUUGGCACCAACCGCCGCUCCUUGCCCCAAGCUGUCACCUGGGCUCCCGGUAGCGAUGGUGGCUACGAUCCCUCAGACUACGCCGAGCCUAUGGAUGCCGUAAGCAAACCUCGACAUACAGAAGAGGAGAGUAUUUACUCCGUCCCUCAUGACAGCACACAGGGCAAGAUCAUUACGAUCCGCAACGCCAACAAAGGUCACGCCAACGGGAGCGCUGGGGGGAACGGGUCUGACAGCGAGGCGGAUAGCAGCUCGCUGGAACGUAGAAGAAAGUUGUCGGCCAUUGGGGUAAAGCCUAAGCUUUACAGAGACAGAUCCAAACGGCUUGGAAAGUUCAGCAGUUUUAGGACGAGCUUUUCAAUUGGCAGCGAUGAUGAGAUGGGUGGCCCACCCAAGGCUAGCCAGGACGAUGGAGGAGCCCAGAAGGACAACUCCACUGAGGAGAAUGAGGACCCCAAAAGGAGGAAUAUCCUGAAGAGCCUGCGCAGAAAUACAAAGAAACCUCGAUCCAAACCCAGGCAUUCCAUCUCCAAACCUAUUGAGAGCAACUACUUCGGUGUGCCGCUGGUUGCCGUGGUAACUCCGGAGAGGCCCAUCCCGGUGUUUAUUGAGAAGUGUAUAAGAUUCAUUGAAACAACAGGCUUGAGCACGGAGGGCAUCUACAGGGUCAGCGGGAACAAGGCGGAGAUGGAGAGCAUGCAGCGUCAGUUUGACCAAGAUCAUAACCUGGACCUGGUGGAGAAAGACUUCACUAUCAACACAGUCGCCGGGGCCAUGAAGGCCUUCUUCUCGGAGCUGCCCGAGCCUCUGGUGCCCUACAGCAUGCAGGGAGAGCUGGUGGACGCCUUCAAGAUCAACGACAGGGAGCAGCGCUUCCAGACGAUGAAGGACAUCCUCCGCCGCUUCCCCAGGGAGAAUUACGAGGUCUUCAAAUAUGUUAUCAGCCACUUGAACAAGGUGAGCCAGAACAACAAGCUGAACCUGAUGACCAGCGAGAACCUGUCCAUUUGUUUCUGGCCCACGCUGAUGAGGCCCGACUUCACCACCAUGGACGCGCUGACCGCCACCCGCACCUACCAGACAAUCAUCGAGAGCUUCAUCCACCAGUGCGCGUACUUCUUCUACAAUCAGCCGCUGGCCGAGGGCCUGCCGGGCUCGCCCACCUCCACGCUCUCCUACGGCGGCGGGGGCGGCACCUCGGCGUACUCGUGCGUGGCCGGGGGCUACUCCUCCUCGCCGACUCCGUCCCCUCCCACCCCUUACGUCCUCCCGGCGACGCCGCCUGUCAUCCCUCACUACGGCCCCCCCAUCCACCAUCACCACCACCAACAGUCGCCACCCCGUUCCCCGCCUCCCACUCCCCAGUCGCCCAUCCCCGCUCUGCUGCCGCCCUCCCUGCACCCCCAUCACCCCCCUACAGAACAACACACGCUGUGAAGCAGGGAGGGUUCGCUUGCAUCAUCACCCGUCAUCUAGACCCGCCUUCCUCGUCUUGUUUGGAGAGAGCCCAGUGACGCGGCUGCCGCUCGUCACAACCCGACAGGAUGUUCAACCACCUGAGUUCACUCGAGGCUCCGUGGAAGCACUGCAGAAGGGGGGGUCAAAACAAAAACAAAAAAACCCAACCAACCGGAUCUGCAGAUUGGAAUGAUGGUGCACUCACUCACGCCCUUUCAGGCGUUCUCUCCGUGUGAGCUGCAUCAAGUUACACAUAAAGUUUGCUUGUAAUCGCAUUGACUUUCCACCCCCUCCCCCUUGCUGGUGUCUUCUGUGUGUGUGUGUGUGUGUGUGCUUGUGCGUGUGCGUGUGCGCGUGCGUGUGCGUGAGUCAUUGCUGCAGUUCUCCGAGCAAGGACCUUCUUCAAAAAGCACUUUCCUGAGCACUUUCAAGGCACAUUUAAAAAAAAAUAAAUAAAUAAAAUACUGGA